This is a messenger RNA of Doryrhamphus excisus (bluestripe pipefish), 2420 nucleotides long. It is a transcript of the gene srd5a2b, whose product is annotated as steroid-5-alpha-reductase, alpha polypeptide 2b. NCBI's taxonomy places the organism in Eukaryota, Metazoa, Chordata, Actinopteri, Syngnathiformes, Syngnathidae. The record is from RefSeq and is a predicted model, not a curated record. Gene Ontology annotation, cellular component: membrane. Gene Ontology annotation, biological process: steroid biosynthetic process. Gene Ontology annotation, molecular function: 3-oxo-5-alpha-steroid 4-dehydrogenase activity.
CCCACAGUGGCUGUUUGACGCUUUAAAGCACUUCACAGCAGACAAAGGCAGCAUGGACUGCAAUGACAAUUUGCUCAACUAUCUCAGCAUCGGCAUGAUCCUGGCAGGACUGUGGCAUCUCUACCGCCACAAGAAAUACCAAACCUGCUAUGGCCGCCACAUGGAGCAAACUCCUCACGCCAAUUUGGUCCCAGCGCGACUGGCCUGGUUCCUUCAGGAAUCACCAGCUCUUCUGGUCCCUUUGCUUCUGAUGCUCACAUCACAUAAACCUUCCAGUGUGGGGAAGAUGCUACUGCUUGGAACGUUCUGCCUGCACUAUUUUCACAGAACAUUCAUCUAUUCACUCCUGAUCAGAGGGAAUCCAUUGCCACAGAGUGUGAUGCUAGGGGCGGGCUUCUUCUGCUCCGUGAAUGGCUUCGUGCAGGGACACUACUUGCUGCAUUGUGCUCAUAUGGAUGAGCGGACGUCUGACGUUUGCGUCUACAUUGGUGUACUACUGUUUUACAUCGGGAUGGCCAUCAAUAUUCACAGUGACUACACUUUACGUAAGUUAAGAAAACCAGGGGAAGCCAUUUAUAAGGUCCCUACAGGUGGUUUUUUUGAAUACGUGUCUGCUGCAAAUUACUUUGGAGAAAUUCUCGAGUGGUUUGGUUACGCCGUGGCCACUUGGGGCCUUCCAUCACUGGCAUUUGCGGUGUUUACUGCAUGCUUCAUUGGACCAAGAGCCAUAUACCAUCACAGGUAUUACAAGAAGACAUUCAAGAACUACCCAAAGUAUCGAAAAGCUCUGAUUCCAUUUUUACUUUGAGAAAAUCUUCAAGGUCAUUUAAAAAGGGGGCUGCAGUCUCCCCAAGACUGAAUACAAAUCAAAGCCCACUAAUGAGUCAGGUUGAAAAUAUCAUGCAUGUAAAUGUAGGAUACACUCUUAGGUUACUAUUUCCAAACCCAGUUAAUUACUGGUCGUUUACACAUGGGUUAAUUAUCCAGAUAGAUGCUCUGUAUGGAGGAAAUAUGGAGGUAUUCAAUGAGAAGGUAUAAUUAGUAAGCUAGAAACAUUUAACUGGAGACACACUGUAUUCUGAAGGUAGUCUGUUGCUUUGUAAUUAUUUUAUAUUCUUCAGUAGUUAAAAUUUUUACAUGAAUUAAAUGUGUUGGCUUUAUGAAAAUGUGGCAAAAGAUGUAAACACAAUAAUUGCAAAAAUAUUUCAACAAUAAUAUUUUAUCAACAGUCUUAUCUUAUCAAUGUCUGACAAUUAAAGUUCCAUUAAUCAAGUUUGGGUUUUUUGGUGACUGGAGAAGCACUAUGCACUAAGCACUCGUGUGCUGUUCUCUGAUUGGUUGUUUCACGGGCACGAUACCAGAGCAGCGCGCUCUGAGUGGACAGCUACGGGGGCUGAUACUGGACAUGGUUAAACUCUAUAUUUUAUCAGUAUCACUGCCCUGGGCUUUAACACAGUAUCAUUUCGGCCUUUUCCCGUAUCAUUCAUGGGCGGUUUCUAGGGUACAGGGCCAAUUAAUACUGUAGUAUGUGAUAAUCAGGUUUACUCCUAAUAAUGCCUAAUAAAGCAUACAUUCUUUAUAUAGAAAAGUCUUGAAAAGUCUGUUACAAAAUACAAAACAGCAUGCAACCCGACAAAUCGCGGUCCGAAACCCAACCUAAUUCGAUCGCUGCAUCUGUACACGGGCCAGACCAGCCAGGUUCCACUUAUAUUUAGCACUAAAGCUGCAACAGUUAUUAAUCAAUGAUUCAAUUAAUCAACUAUUUUGGUAGUUGUUAAAUUGUUUUUUGGUGCAAAAAUGUAAACAUCCUUUGGCAGACAUAUUCUUUGUGUUAUAGCCAAAGACAACUGAUAUGUUGUCACCGAUAAAUCGUCAUUUGCUUGUGACAAACCGCUAUUAGUUCACAUCUUGUAUGAUAUAUCGCACGUCAAGAGCAACGUUUGCAGUUUCUACAGCAACUUGUAAAGCGUUGAGCUUUGCUGUGAAAGAGUCGAGCACGCAUGGCUUCACAUUAUCGCCUCUAGACAGUGACACCGGGGAGAACACUGGGUAUUUAGUGUUCAAGUGACUCCACUUGUGAUUUGGGCUACUUUCCAUGAGUCCACAACCACAGUUGUUCAAGCAAGCCUCUGUGUCCUCUUGCAACGUGUCAACUGGCCGAGUCCAAUGGUGAGCGCUAGUCAGAUCAACGAGAGAAGUCUCACCGUCGUGUUGUAGCGAUUUAGCUACCGACUCGAGAGAGCUGCAGAACGCCUCCACUCCAAGCAUGUAUUCUGUCUGCGAGCAGCCUAUCUUGGACGCGCUUCCAGUGGUGUCACACUAGGAUUAAAUUGGAGCACAAAUAAGAUGAGGAAUCAAAAAAUCGAUACCAUACAUUAUCACAUACUACAGUAUUAAUUGGCCCUGUACCCAAGAAACCG